Molecule: messenger RNA, 624 nt
Organism: Oppia nitens
Lineage: Eukaryota; Metazoa; Arthropoda; Arachnida; Sarcoptiformes; Oppiidae
Exons: 2
Coding region: 1-624 (207 amino acids)
Source: RefSeq, a predicted model, not a curated record
AUGUUUAAGUUCAUAGCAUUGUCGGCGUUGUUUGCCAUUUGUAGUGCAAGAGGUUAUGGCGGUUAUGGCGGUGGCAAUGGUGGUGGUUAUGGUGGAGGCUCCCACUCCAUUGAAUUGCCCGUUAAGUCUAAGCAUGACCUCGAAGUGAUUCCCAUUCACUCGGAACAGGAGGACCACUCAACCUAUGUUGACGUUCCCGGUGGUGUCCUUCCCGUAUAUUUGACAUUCAAGACCCAGUCAUCACCAGUAUAUGUGAAACAACAACAUCGUGGCACCAAGGGCAGUUAUCAAAAGUCAGAUUCACACGAUGAGCCACAUAAGCUCGUCCAUGAAGUGGUCAAACCCGUCAUUCAGGAGCUCCGAGAAAUCAUUACUCCGUACAGAAAGGUUGUCCAAGUUAUCCAACCCGUCAAAGAGGAAGUGCUCACUAAAGUACAUAAAGGAGAACGUGGAGGGUAUGGCGGUAAUGAUGGUGGAAAUGGCGGUUAUGGUGGUAAUGAUGGUGGCUAUGGAGGUAAAGAUGACGGCUAUCAAAUGGUCGAUUCAUACAAAAGUGAAAGCAAUGAUAAAUACGGCGGCGGAGCGUAUGGUGGUCUCAACAUUGACUACGGAAAAGGAUAUUAA